AUGGCCAAAAUACUAAGGCCUAUCUGUGCAGCUACCAGAAGCGCGGUCAGCGAUGGUUUUACCACAGUCAGCGGUGACGUGAAUCCGAGAGACUUUGAUCGGAUUUUGAAACGUGGGCCCGGGAGUCGGGUUUGGCCAAUUUUGGGCCUGGGUGAGUUGGAGCACUCCGAGAGUCGGCGGGAGCUUGGGUACUGUAGGCGGAUUACGGUAAAGGAGGUGGAAUGGGCAAUGCAUAAGAUGUACAGGGGUAGAGCGACGGGGACAAACGAAAUCUCGGUGGAAUUAUGGAAGAGCGCGGGGCGGGCAGGUUUGGGAGAGGGUGGUGGAGGUCGAGGUGAGGAGGUGCAUGUCUAUUUCCGAGAAUCAGUUUGGAUUCAUGCCGGGGCAUUCGACUACAGAAAUGGUUCAUCUGGUAAGGAGAUUAGUGGAGCAGUACAGGGAGAGGAAGAAGGAUUUGCAUAUGUGUCGCAUCACAUCCAAGGGGAGGUGUCUUGGUGCAUGAUAUUUGUCAAUGAUAUAGUGUUGAUUGACGAGACGCGUAGCGUAGUUAACGCGAGGUUGGAGGUUUGGAGACAGACCUUGGAGUCUAAAGGUUUUAAACUGAGCAGAACCAAGACAGAAUACUUGGAGUGCAAGUUUAGUGAUGGAACCUAUUAUGUAGACAUAGAAGUUACGCUUGAUGCUCAAGUUAUCCCCAAGAGAGCGAGUUUUAAGUAUCUCGGGUCGAUUAUCCAGGGUAACGAGGAGAUUGACGAAGAUGUCGCGCAUCGCAUUGGAGCAGGAUGGAUGAAGUGGAGGCUUGCUUCUGGUGUUUUGUGUGAUAGAAAUGUGCCGCUAAGACUUAAGG
Molecule: messenger RNA, 847 nt
Organism: Nicotiana tabacum (common tobacco)
Lineage: Eukaryota; Viridiplantae; Streptophyta; Magnoliopsida; Solanales; Solanaceae
Source: RefSeq, a predicted model, not a curated record